This is a messenger RNA of Triticum urartu, 868 nucleotides long. Its product is annotated as actin-depolymerizing factor 7. Lineage: Eukaryota; Viridiplantae; Streptophyta; Magnoliopsida; Poales; Poaceae. Gene Ontology annotation, molecular function: actin binding. Gene Ontology annotation, biological process: actin filament depolymerization. Gene Ontology annotation, cellular component: actin cytoskeleton. The record is from RefSeq and is a predicted model, not a curated record.
CCCCUCCUCCCACCACCCAACCCCCCUCCCCCAGCAGCCGCCGCAGCCGAAAAAGAGAGAGCAGGGAGCGAGUAGGGCGAGGAAGAAGCCACCGAAUCCGUCUCCUCCUCCCUCGCGGGGUCGUCGCUAACCUCUCCGAGGCCUCCGACAUGGCGUUUGCGACGAAUUGGCUCGGUCCUGACAGGCGUUUGCAAUGAAUCGGUUUGGUUCAGACGAUUGCUACUGGCAACCAACUACACCUAAUCUCACUCUUUAGAAAGGUGCAGGCGAACGCUGCGUCAGGCAUGGCUGUGGACGACGAAUGCAAGCUCAAGUUCCUGGAGCUGAAGGCGAAGCGAACCCACCGCUUCAUCAUCUACAAGAUAGACGAUAAGAAGAAGAUGGUUGUUGUGGAGAAAGUCGGCGAGCCUGCCCUGAACUAUGAGGACUUCGCCGCCAGCCUCCCCACCAAUGAAUGCAGAUACGCGAUAUUCGACUACGACUUUGUCACCGAGGAGAACUGCCAGAAGAGCAAGAUAUUCUUCGUCGCAUGGUCUCCUGACACGGCACGCGUGAGGAGCAAGAUGAUCUACGCGAGCUCCAAGGAGAGGUUCAAGAGGGAGCUCGACGGCAUCCAGGUGGAGCUGCAGGCGACAGACCCGACCGAGGUCGGCUUUGAUGUGAUCCAAGGCCGUGCCAACUGAGCACCAUGGCCGUGCUGCUGCUUACCUUAAGUAUGAGCCUCUGAUGAGGAUUUAGCGCGCUCGCCGAGGCUGGUCAUGAGCUGUUUACCAUGAGGCAAUUGUGAUUGAGUUGCCAGUAUGUACCACCUAAGGAAGAUGUAAGCUGUGACUGGUGCGACGACAAAUGUAUCCUUUCUGGUUGUUGA